Molecule: messenger RNA, 1599 nt
Organism: Myripristis murdjan (pinecone soldierfish)
Lineage: Eukaryota; Metazoa; Chordata; Actinopteri; Holocentriformes; Holocentridae
Gene: slc46a2
Product: solute carrier family 46 member 2
Exons: 7
Coding region: 108-1442 (444 amino acids)
Biological process (GO): transmembrane transport
Cellular component (GO): membrane
Molecular function (GO): transmembrane transporter activity
Source: RefSeq, a predicted model, not a curated record
UCUGCCUCUCCCCUCCAGUUCGUCUUUAGUUUUUCAUCAAGAAGCAACAGGAUCAGAAAACUUUUUAAAUUCAUUUUAAUAAGAUCCUCUCCCCGGCCCCUGAGCUCAUGUCCCGCUGCGGGACGCUGCUGGCGCUGCUCCGGCGGCCGGAGCCGGUCGUCGUGGUGCACCAGCUGGCCGGGGCGCUGUUCGACACCGCCCUGCUGAUGGUGGUCAAGGACCGGUGUGCCAACGCCACGACGGCCGGCGGCAGCGUGUCCUCCUCCGGGGAUGACGAGCAGCAGAAAGCCAUGUCGGACUUCUACAUGAAGUACAACAUCAUCAUGAAGCUGGUGCCCAUCGUGCCGGCGCUGCUGCUGGCCCGGCUGGGGGACCGCGGCUGGAGGAAAGCCCCCGUGCUGUCGCCGCUGCUCGGCUACCUGCUGUCCCGCCUGGCGCUGCUCCUGGUCGUCGUGCUCCGCGCCCCGCUGGAGCUCAUGUUCGCCGGGGCGGCUCUCUACGGACUGACCGGCGGCUUCUGCUCCUUCUGGGCCGGGAUCCAGACGCUGGUGUCGCUGGGCUCCGCGGCCAGCCGCCGCUCCAAGGCGAUGAUGACGGUGGAGCUGCUGUACGGCCUGGCCGCCCUGCUGGGCAGUUUGGCGUCGGGUCAUCUCUUCCAGCUGCACAGCUCCGGCGUGGCCCGGGGAACCAUCCUGGUCGGCAUCAGCAUCGCGCUCUACCUCACCUGCCUGCUGCACAUCGCCUUCCUGCUGCAGGUGAAGCAGGUGUCUGACAGCGAGCAGGACGACGGCCGCGGCCUCAUCGCUGACGGGACGGCCGGUGUGAGCGUCGAGGCUCCGCGCGGGAACAACUGGCUCAACGUGGCUCUGCUGUUCGCCGGCGGCGUCCUGUACGACGUGGCGGUGGGCGGAGCCAUGCAGAUCCUGGUCAUCUUCGAGGUGAAGGAGCCGCUCAGCUGGAACGCCACUCAGGUGGGCUACGGGAACGCGGCGGGCUACGUCAUCUUCCUCACCAGCUUCUUCGGCGUCAUGCUGCUGUCCCGCUGGCUGAGCGACGUCUCGCUCGUCCUCCUCGGCAUGCUGUCCUUCGCCUCCGGCAUCUUCUUCAUGUCCUUCGUCACGACCACCAGCAUGUUUUAUCUGGCUCGCUCGCUCACGCUGUUCGCUCUCAUCCCCGUGCCCACCAUCCGCUCCCUGCUCUCCCAGCAGGUCCAGGGCUCCUCGUACGGUGUCACCCUCCUCUCUCUGCAGCUGGCCUUUAAGCUGGCCGGUCUGGCCUACACGCCGUCCUACACCAGGAUCUACCAGACGUCGCUGGACUGGUUUCCGGGCUUCGUCUUCAUGCUGUCCAGCAUCAUCACCGUCCUGGGAACCGUCCCCAUCAGUGUCCUCGGCUGCAGGUUACCUCAGCAGCGACGCUACCAGAGGAUCCAGGGAGACUGACUUCAUCAUCAUCAUCAUCAUCAUGAAGGCAACAGGACGAGACAGAGACGGGGAAGGAACUGAGAUGUGAAAAACAAGAAGAAGUGGCUUAAUUUCACUUCCUGUAAUCUGGAGAGACAGAGCUUCCUGUCUGCUGGAGGGACAGACGGAGGGACGG